Messenger RNA from Macadamia integrifolia, 1688 nucleotides. RefSeq names its product probable aspartic proteinase GIP2. The record is from RefSeq and is a predicted model, not a curated record. Gene Ontology annotation, molecular function: aspartic-type endopeptidase activity. Lineage: Eukaryota; Viridiplantae; Streptophyta; Magnoliopsida; Proteales; Proteaceae. The transcript has a single exon. Gene Ontology annotation, biological process: proteolysis. The coding region runs from base 168 to 1505 and encodes 445 amino acids.
AGCAUAGCUGCCAUCAUAGACGUUAGCCUCGGCCCUUGGCGGCGACUCAUCGUCCCCAAACAAAAGUGAUUGAAACGCAACUAUAAAUGGAGGUGUCGCCCUGUGAUCUUCUCCCACCAACUACACACCAGUUACUGAUAAGUGAUUAACCAACCAACCAACAAAUCAUGGCUUUCUCUCUCCGAUUCAUGCUCUUCUUAUCUUCUCUCUUCCUCGCUUCUUCUAUCUCCGAUGCAAAACACUACUCCUCCUACCGCCCCAAGGCCCUUGUUCUUCCAAUCUCCAAAGAUGCUUCCACACUACAAUAUGUAACCAGUAUCAAUCAGAGGACACCACUCGUGUCCGUCAAAGUCGUCGUGGAUUUGGGAGGUCAGUCCCUCUGGGUUGAUUGCGAUCAAACCUACCACUCAUCCUCCUACCGCCCCGCCCGUUGCCACUCUUCCCAGUGCUCCCUCGCUAAGUCCCGCUCCUGCACCCAAUGCUACUUAGCUCCUCAUUUUAGGCCCGGUUGCAACAACAACACCUGCGAUAUCUUCGUUGAGAACACCCUCACUCACACUGCCUCUGGUGGAAACCUUGGGGAUGAUGUGGUCUCCAUCCAAUCCACCGAUGGAUCCAACCCAGGUCGUGUCGUCACCGUAUCUCAAUUCCUCUUCGCCUGCGAUACCACCACUCUCUCCCAAGGCCUCGCGAAGGGCGCCAAGGGAAUAGCCGGAUUAGGUCGCAGCCACAUCUCUUUACCUUCUCAGUUCUCCGCCGCUUUUAGCUUCCCCAAGAAAUUCGCAAUCUGUCUCUCCUCCUCCUCCACCUCCACCUCAUCGAACGGUGUCUUAUUCUUCGGUAAUGGGCCCUACAAAUUCCUCCCGGACGUUGAUGCCUCCACCAUUCUCAUCUACACCAAGCUCUUCAUCAACCCCGUCAGCACCUCAAUGCUUUAUUUCACAGGUGAUGCUUCGGUGGAGUACUUCAUCGGAGUCAACUCCAUCAAAGUCAACGACAAGGCCGUGUCUCUAAAUACAUCCUUGUUGUCCAUCGACAGUAGCAAUGGUUACGGUGGGACCAAGAUCAGCACCGUCGAUCCCUACACCGUGAUGGAGACCUCCAUAUACAAGGCCGUGACACAGGCUUUCAUUGAGGCUGCUGCUUCCAUGAAAAUCACUAGGGUUUCGGCAGUGUCACCUUUUGGUCUGUGCUUCAGCUCCAAGAGCAUCCACGGCACUCGAGGAGGAGCGGCGGUGCCGACGAUCGAUCUGGUGCUGGAGAGUGAGAGCGUGUACUGGAGGAUAUUCGGGGCAAACUCGAUGGUGGAGGUGAGCAACGAUGUGCUCUGUCUUGGGUUCGUCGAUGGAGGAUACAACCCUAGGACAUCUAUAGUGAUAGGUGGGUAUCAGCUGGAGGACAACCUUCUACAGUUCGAUCUGGCCAACUCCAGGCUUGGGUUCAGUUCGUCUCUUCUCUUCAGCGAAACCACUUGCGCCAAUUUCAACUUCACUUCCACUGCUUGAUCAAUAAUUAAUUAUUUCAAUUCAACUAUAACUGGUACGGACCAUAAUGUAAUUUCAACAAAGUUGAAUAAACGGCCAAUAAAAUAAUAAUUGGUAUUGGCCCUUAUGUUUGUAUUGAUGUUGAUGUAGUAAACUCUGAUUGCCAAUAAAAUUCCGUCAUUCAAAUAUGAUCGGAUAAGAUUA